AUGCAUUGGCAAUUACUUACAUCAAGCAUUGCAGCAACCUUACUUGGUGGAGGGACAGAGCAUUCAGCACUUAAAUUACCUUUGAAUAUUCAUACCAAUCCCGAAGCAAUGUGUAACAUGAAGAAGCAUUCAGGCAUGGCUGAAGUUUUGAGAAAAUGUAAAAUUAUUAUCUGGGAUGAAUGUACAAUGGCCCACAAGCAUUCGCUUGAAGCUCUCGACAGGUCCCUAAGAGAUAUCAAAGAUAAUACUCGGCUUUUUGGUGGUGCUCUACUGCUGCUGUCAGGUGAUUUCAGACAAACAUUACCCGUCAUUCCACGUGCGACAAAUGCGGACGAAAUAAACGCAUGUUUGAAAGAAUCUUAUCUGUGGCGAAGUGUCAGUAAAUUAUGCCUUACUCUUAUUAUGCGUGUUCAAUCCAUUCCAUUAGCGUCAAGGUUCUCUGAACAACUGUUAGACAUUGGCAAUGGUAAAAUUCAAUUAUAUGAAUAUACACAAUAUAUUCGACUCCCACAGAAUUUUUGCAACAUGGUGCCUACCAAAGAGGAGUUAAUAAAAAGUAUCUUUCCAGAUUUGCACACAUAA
This is a messenger RNA of Parasteatoda tepidariorum (common house spider), 582 nucleotides long. The record is from RefSeq and is a predicted model, not a curated record. Lineage: Eukaryota; Metazoa; Arthropoda; Arachnida; Araneae; Theridiidae.